GCCGGAACGUAGAUCUACGCGUGGGAUGUUUCGUCAUUAAUAAAAGUUUUUGGAUAAAAACAUACAGAAUCCAUCGAUAUUUUUAUGUUCUUACUGUAUAGGUUUUACAUUUUAGAAAUAUGUACGUAUUAAUGGCUUAUUAUUUCGUUGUAGAAACAUGGGUGUCAUAAUAGAUGUUGAUAAAUAUUUAAAUUAUAAUGACUACAAUUUAUGUGCACACGAAUGCAAAUGGCCGUGGAACAUAACUCAUUUUAUCAAGCGAAAUAAAUGUUUCAACUGCAAUAUGCAAACAAACAUGACUGCACCACCACAUUUCAUUCUUCAUAAUGAGAAUCAAAAUAUAAGACGAUUGUUGCGAACAAGUUACUUUUGGUGUAAAUAUUGUAAUUUUGCAGUAUAUGAGCACUACAUAAGCGAGGAAUGCGAAUUUUGUCUAUAAUUUAAGUUUACCUAACGCGAAAUAAUGAUUGCAAGAAAUAAAUUAAAUUAAUGUAAGGUUAAUCCUUCAAUAAGCUAUAUUGAGAUUGUUCUUAUAAUAAAAACACAUGGUUACCUUGUAAUUACACUUUUAUUGCUCCUUGUUCGUAGAAAAACUCCACAAUCA
Molecule: messenger RNA, 604 nt
Organism: Diatraea saccharalis (sugarcane borer)
Lineage: Eukaryota; Metazoa; Arthropoda; Insecta; Lepidoptera; Crambidae
Source: the annotation of a GenBank genome assembly